Molecule: messenger RNA, 999 nt
Organism: Penicillium griseofulvum
Lineage: Eukaryota; Fungi; Ascomycota; Eurotiomycetes; Eurotiales; Aspergillaceae
Exons: 3
Coding region: 1-999 (332 amino acids)
Cellular component (GO): mitochondrion
Molecular function (GO): (3R)-hydroxyacyl-[acyl-carrier-protein] dehydratase activity
Source: RefSeq, a predicted model, not a curated record
AUGACUCGUCAUAUCUUUGACAAGCGACUUCGGAUCUCCGAGCGGAAGCUCCCGUUGACUUACGACUAUCUGCACCCCCAACCGUCACAUCUUCUGAACCUCACACUCCGUGAUCUUCUUCCGCAUCCCCAGACCUCCUCUGAUUAUGCGACCCUGCCAUCAUUACAGAGCCCGUCACCGCUCCCGGUCGGUCACCACUUAAUCUACUUCCCGCCGCAGGUGACCCUGUCCCAACUACUCCCGGACUGCACAGAUACGUUACACACACCGGGGGAACCGUUUAAUCGGCGCCUUUGGGCAGGUGGAAAUCUAAGGUUCCCAGUACGCAGUCCGCCUCUGGAUGGCAGUCGCGCAGUCUGCAUAGAAUCCAUCCGCAAUGUAGCAGUCAAGGGCCGCGAGGGAGACGAGAAAGUCAUUGUCACUAUUGAGCGACGGGUUGGAAAUGUCCCGGAACAAGAGACUGCUGAUAAGACUUUUGACCGGAUAUGGAAAGAGAACGAAGACGACGCGGGGGAAUCGUCAGUCAUUGAGAACCGAGACCUCAUUUUCAUGCGCUUAAAAUCCAGCGCCCAAAUUGAGGCCGAUAAAGCACAAUUUGGAAAACCUAGUAGGGUUGUGAAACCUCCCUCAGAUGCGACGUUCCGCCAUGCCCUCAUACCUACUAAAGCGCUGUUAUUCCGAUUCUCAGCCCUGACUUUCAAUGCCCAUUCCAUCCACCUUGAUAAGGGCUAUACCCAGGAUCAAGAGGGAUACCCGAAUCUUUUGGUGCACGGUCCGUUGACGCUCACGCUUCUGCUGAGUGUGCUUCAGCAACAACUGAGUAGAUUGAACCUCCGCAUCAGUGACAUUGAAUAUAAGAACCUAGCACCUCUUUUUGUUGAACAAGAGAUGGCCAUCUGUGGCAAGCCUAAGAAUGAUACUGGGGCUUGGGAUGUGUGGAUUGAAGGUCCAGAUGGAGGGUUGGCUGUUCGAGGUACUGCGCACACGACGUCGGAAUAA